AUGUUUAGAUCUACUCGUUCGAAUGUGGCGGGGUCUGCACUUAAUCCUAGUACGCGAAAGCCCUUUGCACAGGAGCUGUCUGCUGGAUCUGGCGCUCGGGGGAUUGAAGCAUUUAGCUUGAACGAGGAUAAAUACCUAUUAUCCCCGGGCGAAUUCGGUAAAGAAAUACUCAUUGUUGUGAAGCGCGGCCCCGGGGUUGACGUCCGCGAACCAUGUCGCGAACCUCCGUAUGACGAUCAAGACAUUAGAGACUGGGUUCAUGGGAUGACUUGGCGAGAGAUUCAACACAUAUGCGACCAUGUUAGCGAUGACUCCGAGUUAUUUGAUGUUCAGAUGGAUGAACCGACUGAGAUCGAUACUUUUGAUGAUGUUGAUGAAUAUCAGUGGAAUCUUGUCAGCUCAUAA
Monascus purpureus is the source of this 405-nucleotide messenger RNA. The record is from the annotation of a GenBank genome assembly. Lineage: Eukaryota; Fungi; Ascomycota; Eurotiomycetes; Eurotiales; Aspergillaceae.